CCUUUCAUGGCAGAUGCUCAAACCAGGAUUAACAGCAUGGCAUGAAACAUACAGAGUCUUUACACUGCUGCAUGCUUAUGUCUAUUAUACUGUAUGUGUAUUUUUCUUGAUAUUAGGCAGGUAAUCAAAUAUCAAUGAUAUUUAAGCAUGGAUUAUUCAGAUGUUGUUGUUGCAGAGCAGCCUCUUUUUAAUGAAUCACUAAAUGUGCCUGACAUAACUACAGUUACUAUUUCAUAUCUAUUAUGUAUUUUUGGUGGCGCUUUAUCAGUUCUCAUAAUGUGUGGAAAUCUUCUUGUAAUAACCUCUAUUGCUUACUUCAAACAGCUCCACACUCCUACAAACCUCCUGAUGCUCUCUCUGGCUGUGGCUGACCUGCUAGUUGGACUUUUUAUUUUGCCUUUCAGUAUCGUGCUCUUUGUCAACUCAUAUCAGCAUCUGAAAGGUUUACUUUGCAAAAUACGAGGCAGUUUAGAUGUGUUACUGUGUGACGCUUCCAUUUGGAACUUGUGCUUCAUUUCUGUUGACAGAUAUUAUGCAGUGUGUCAGCCUCUGAGAUACAGAACUAAAAUAACUGUCCGUGUCAUUUGGAUUAUGAUCAUGGUGUCCUGGACUAUUGCCAUUCUAAAUGGACUUAUUUUCACAUUAAAGGCCCCAGACAAAGGACAGAAAAGCAGCACGUGUGGUUCAAUUCAAGUUAAAACACAGAGUACAAUAGUUGUUGGAGUUGCUGUUGGGUUUGGCAUCCCAGCUGUCGUGAUGGUUGCAAUCUAUCUAAAGAUUUUGACAGUGGCACACAAACAGGCACGCAGCAUCCUGAGCAUGGCAAAAUCUGGUGAAACUGUCAGUAAAGUAGAGAGAAAGGCGACUAAAACUCUGGCUAUUGUGGUGGGGGUUUUUCUCACAAGUUGGACGCCUUACUUUCUGUGCAUCAGCUUUCAUCCUUUGAGCAAUUAUACAAUACCAUUUCAUGUACUUCAGUCCUUUAAGUGGCUUGGAUACACAAAUUCAUUGUUAAAUCCGUUUGUUUAUGCUUUCUUUUACAGCUGGUUUCGAUCAGCUAUUAAGAUGAUCAUUACAGGGAAAAUAUUUACAGAUGAUUGUUCUAAUUCUAAACUCUCUUGAUUCACUGAUGUGUCAUUAAUCGGGUUGCACUAGGAAUGUAUUCAUCUGACAUAUUUAUGCACACAUUUUGUCUAUGUUGUUAAUAACUGGCUGUUUUUGAGAAGUACAUGACAUGCAACUUGAUGCCCUCCCAAAAGAAAUGUGAUGUGUCAAUCUAUAAACCCUAAUAUGUAUCUGUA
Molecule: messenger RNA, 1301 nt
Organism: Solea senegalensis (Senegalese sole)
Lineage: Eukaryota; Metazoa; Chordata; Actinopteri; Pleuronectiformes; Soleidae
Product: trace amine-associated receptor 4-like
Exons: 2
Coding region: 148-1122 (324 amino acids)
Biological process (GO): G protein-coupled receptor signaling pathway
Cellular component (GO): membrane
Molecular function (GO): trace-amine receptor activity
Source: RefSeq, a predicted model, not a curated record